Aspergillus melleus is the source of this 2049-nucleotide messenger RNA. RefSeq lists its product as uncharacterized. Gene Ontology annotation, biological process: regulation of DNA-templated transcription; DNA-templated transcription. The coding region runs from base 1 to 2049 and encodes 682 amino acids. Gene Ontology annotation, molecular function: zinc ion binding; DNA binding; DNA-binding transcription factor activity, RNA polymerase II-specific. NCBI's taxonomy places the organism in Eukaryota, Fungi, Ascomycota, Eurotiomycetes, Eurotiales, Aspergillaceae. The transcript has 2 exons. The record is from RefSeq and is a predicted model, not a curated record.
AUGUCUGCUCCGCAUGGAGCACUGUUACAUGACGCCUCCUGGCAAACCACGCGGAGAAAAGUGCGCAAAGGCACCCACAGUUGCUGGGAAUGCAAGCGUCGGAAGAUGAAGUGUAGAUUCGACCCGCGUGUGGUGAAUGCCUCCUGCAACGGCUGUCGACGACGUGGCUCCACGUGUAUCAGCCAGGAGAUUCCCGAGGACAUCGCAUAUGGCCUCAUGGGCAUUGGCUCUAGUCGCAGUGAUGACACUCCCACGCCCAGCGAGAGGGCAGGCCCUAGUAUUCGCACGCCUCUGUCAACGAACAUAGAGCCGUCGCGAUACCAUAGGUCUUCUGAGCAAUAUCUUACGACCACCCGGAAGGAUAUCUCACAACAUAAAUAUGAGAGCUUGUCUCGGUUCUUGCAUGAAUUACUCCCGUCGCGAGAAGAUAUCGAGAAAAUCUGCAAAGCCACUUGCCACUCUUCCAUUCUCUCCCACGAAUUGUUGACUACGCCAUACUCUACCCUCUACCAGAGCGGGCUCCAAACGCCCGAGAGUUUACUGAUGACCCCGGAACCAAACAUGCACCCUGUUUUGGUCGCGAGGCACAUGCUCCAGCUCGCCGUUUUCCUACAACAUCUUCCCCCAGACCUUCACAAGGGGAUUGAAGGCCUGCUGGAGCCACCCCGAGCUAUCAUGGAACGUUUAGCAAAUGUUGCCAUCUAUCAUGUCACGACCAAUGAGGAACUUAUCGGCAGCAUAGAGAGCCUCGAAUGCAUCAUGCUCGAGAGUUUGUACCAGGUGAACAUUGGGAACCUCCGACGAAGCUGGGUCGCGGGCCGGAGAGCCAUGAGUGUCGCCCAAAUGAUGGGCUUUCAUCGAUCGAAUAACCAGACCCCGUACAAGGCCCUCGACCCCAAGGCGAAGACAAAAUACUGCCCACAGCUCAUGUGGCUCCGUAUUGUUAUUCUUGAUCGCCAUCUCUGCCUCCUCUUAGGUCUGCCCCAAGGCUACACCGACCAGAGUAUGGCUGCCGAUGAGACAGCCCUCGCCAACGACUGUCCCAUGGGCCGUCUUGAGCACCGGCACUGUGUCAUCAUGUCCCGAAUUCUCGAACGUAAUGCAUCCAAGCCUAGCAGCCGAAAUCUCGCUACCACCCGCGCCAUCGACCUGGAGCUGCAGGCAGCCGCAGGUAGCCUCCCGAGCAAGUGGUGGCUGGUUCCCAAACUCGACAUUGCCUCCGCCGACCUGCAAGCCGUGUUCUGGGAUACCCGCCGUCUGGUCCUGCAGAUCUGUCACUACAACCUUCUCAACCAGAUGCAUCUGCCGUAUAUGCUGCGUCGCCCCUCGUCCGCAGAGAGCAAAUUCGACUAUUCGCGGAUCACGUGUGUCAAUGCGUCGCGUGAGGUUCUCUCGCGCUACAUCUCGCUACGCAGCGUCAACCGCAUCGCUUACAGCUGUCGCACUGUCGACUUCAUCGCCCUCAUGGCGGCCAUGGCGCUCCUCCUCGCACAUAUGGAUAGCCAUCGCGACGGGGUAGACAAUCUGCUCGCUAACCAGUAUCUGGGCGAUCGCGGGAUGAUCGAGCAGGUGCAAGAGAACAUGAACGAGAUGAACAGGCUCAAUUCAGAUGAACUAAGCGCGCAAAGUGCGGAUUUGUUGAAGGCGCUGUUGGCGAUUGAUGUGGAGAAAGGCAAUGGGAGGGUGAGUGUCUUGCAGCAGGAUGGGAUAGGCCAGGAGGAAGAGGGCGUGGUGCGUGUGCAUAUUCCGUAUUUUGGAAUCAUUCGGAUUGUACGCGAGAUUCCGACCAGCAGCAGCUCCGAACCCUCCACUGACAACACCCCCAAUCCACCCUCGCAUGCCACCGACACAGCCGCUUCCCAGGAACUUACCGCACCUUUUGCGCCCCUGCAACAAUGCCAGAACACUUUUUGCGACCCAGGCCUUUUUCUGACCCCAUCCCCGCUGGCACAUCCAGAACUCGCCGCAGGCGGCGAGGAGUGGGCGUUUCAGGGAGUCGAUAUGGCGUUUUUCGAGAACAUUAUGAGGAACGUCGGGGGCGAUGGUUGA